AUUGCGAAAUACUACAUAAAGUCCAAAUACUAAAAUAAAAUCAGCUACAAAAACCUAAAAGCAAUAGAUUUCUAGCAAUCAGGAAUAUUUACAUGCGGCAACUUGUAAUGUUAUCCUACGCAGAUGACUCUGAUGAAUUGGAUACGAUCGCAGAUGUUAUGGGCUUGCGCUCACAAAAUCGACUGAACACAUUUCGCGAAAUGUGGUAUCAUGUAUUUCUAUGGGCUCUCUUUUCGUCAAUUUUCAUACACACAUGCGCGGCGUUAGUCGCUUUUGUUACCUUGCGAAAACAUAAAUUCGGACGUUUCUUUUCAAUUUUGAUAUUAGUGAUGGGUUUUCUAUCGCCGGCUAUGAGUGGCAUCAUAAGCAGUGCGGUCAUUGCGUUUGUACAUCGCGCUUCAAGUUUGCCAAUGUCACCUAUAUAUGCUAUGGUUUGGGGCGUUGGUCAGACAAUUGUUUCCGCCUGCUUAGGAUUUACUAGAAUAUUAGCUACACUUUAAAUUAAAUUUUUUUUAAGUUUAAUUCAUUUUGUAAAUGUUUUCUUAUCAUCUUGUCUAAUGAGCUUUACUAUUUUUGUUUAUAUUAUAUAAAUUUGCUAGGGAAAAAUUUUUAAAAAAUAUAUAUAUUAAAAUAAUAAUAAUCGCAAUCAUAUGUAACGAAU
Teleopsis dalmanni is the source of this 661-nucleotide messenger RNA. Its product is annotated as transmembrane protein 170B-like. The transcript has a single exon. The record is from RefSeq and is a predicted model, not a curated record. NCBI's taxonomy places the organism in Eukaryota, Metazoa, Arthropoda, Insecta, Diptera, Diopsidae. Bases 93 to 500 code for a protein of 135 amino acids.